Messenger RNA from Ceutorhynchus assimilis (cabbage seed weevil), 4873 nucleotides. NCBI's taxonomy places the organism in Eukaryota, Metazoa, Arthropoda, Insecta, Coleoptera, Curculionidae. The record is from the annotation of a GenBank genome assembly.
AAAAUUCUCCCAAGUCUAAAAUGGCGUCACAAGUUUGGGCUUAGCAAAAGUUUAGUGGAUUAUUCGCCUCGUAAGCCCGCAAAAUGUAAUUUCCUUAUCGAUUCGACAUUGUAGAUUUGAACUUUACGGUUUUAAGGAUCGAUUCGAUGCAAAAUAAAGCCGUCGCCGUGUGUUUUCGUGACGAUAAAGUGCCUCUGUAGGACCCUUCUCCACACACAGACAACACAUUUUUCAAUGAAGCCAUCAUUAUUUAUAAGUUUUCAGAUACAAAAACUGUUAUAAAUGAGAAAUGGGAUGGGCCAGCACCUUCUAACCACCACAAAGCCUUCCACUUUGACUCAUAAUGGACCCAGUGGGUCCCUGGUAUGCCUCCUAUAACAGACUAGCUGCACAGGCCGCUGCUGGGGAACACCAUCCCUUAGCAGCCGCCGCAGCCGCAGCUGCUGCAGUAGCCUCGGCCACUACCACCACCUCAGCUUCUGCCCCUCCUGCAGGUGUACUGCCCGGAGGGUUCCUGUCACCUCCCGCUGUCGGCUAUGAGACUGUUUUUAGUCCACUAUUUCAUGGUGCAGUAGCUGCUAGUGGUGCCAAGCCUCAUUAUGUUGCACAGGUGACACAGCAGCAUAGGGCAUUGGCUCAAGCGGCAGCAUCUAAACAAGCAAGUGAAUCUGGGGAAUUCCAUCCACAAGCCCAAGCUUUUUUUGAACAAGGUGCUUCAGCCUGGCAACAAAAUAGUCCUUUUGGUAUAUUACCACAUGAAAGUGUUGUUGCCACAUCUAGUGGAAAAACGGUUUCCUAUGAAAAUUUUAAUGCUCACUUUGCUGCAGCCCAGCAAUCUAUUAGCAACCAUAUCAGUUCUAUAGCAAAUUCAAAACUAGCUGCCAGCAAUAGGUCUCCUCAAAGCCCACAAGUGACUACAGCUUCAGUGAAAACUGGACCCAAUCCAAGUGCAUUUUUUCAAGUUCCAGUAAGUCUAUCAGAUACCAGCAAACUAGCUUCCGCAAACUCUUCCAAUCUUCAACAAUCUUGCAUUGUAUCUUCAGCUUCAACUACAAAAGAAUACCGUGGGGUGCCUCAAGCACCCAAUAGAGCAUUUUUAAGUUCUGCAAACCCACCAAGUCGUAACAUUGAAAAAUCUUUCACAUCACCACCUACCAACAAACAACAAAGUGCUCCACAAAUCCAAACUAAAGCUCAAACAAAAAUUUAUUCUGAACUUGCUAAUCAGAGAGAACAGCAACAACAAAGAGCAAAUGAAGAACCUCAAAGCCAGUCAUCCCCAAUCAGUUUUUCAAUUAUGGACGCUCCAGGUCGUAUGAAUUACGCUGGAAGCAACGCUUCCGGAAAACGACCGCCUCACUUUCAACACAAUUACAGACACUACCAACAGCCGCAAAAUGCUAAUUCUGAAGACUUUCAGCGGCCUAAAAGUGGUCCAGAUUAUCAAAACAGUACUAACGGUUCUGAAUGCAAUGUAGCAGUACCCAGAAGACCAAGCCCUCUGCAAGCACAUUCCCAAGCAUCUCCAAUAGGCCACGCCCAAAGCCCCGCUUAUCCAAUGUAUAACAGUCCCAUGAAUUCCAUGUCAUCACCUCAACAAUCGAGUAGUCAACAGGUUGCUCCACCAUCCCCUUUAGAUGUUUCUGUACCAAGACCAAAUAGCCAAACUGGAAAUGUGGCUUAUCCUUCUGUAAUUACAAGAGCUUUAAAUACUGAUAAUAAAUCUUUUCCUGAAAGGUAUGAUCACAAUCAAACAAAUCAAACUAACCAGGCUUGUUGGGAUGACAGACAAGGCCAACAACAGCAAAGGAAAUUUCAAGCAAAUACUCAACCUACUUAUAAUAAUUCUAGUACUAAUAAUGAGCUUAACAACAGGCCAGGAGAGGGACAAAGGCAGCAAUACUUUGAUUCAACUACUGGUCAUCAAGUUACCUUACAAGAUUUAUCAAGCUGUCGAGGAGACCCAAUGACUAUAGUAAAAAACUUGCAGCAACAACAGCAAACAUGUCAAGUGCCCCAAGUAGAAAUCAAGCAAGAAGUGCCCAAGCCGCCCAUAAAACGAAGAAAGAGUGCCGAAAAACCUGUCGCUCCUCCUCCGCCUGCUGAAAUUCACCCACCCAAUCGAAUCCCUCCACCAGCCCACAGUACAGGUGCCAAUCAACAACAGCAGAACGGUGUCUAUUUCGAAUUCGACAGGUGGAACAUCCCUCCUCCAACAUCAAAAAUUUUCAGUAGCCAAGCUUUGCAUCAGCAACAUCAAGGACUAAUGAUUUCUCAAGUUCCUCAUCCACACGGCCACCAUCCACCACCGCCGCUGCCUUAUUUUGCUCCCUUUCACAUAGCCAAUCAUCCGGGAGAGUUUCCUUCCAGCGUAGAAUUGACACCUCUGACUAAUUAUAAUGAACAACAGCACGCAGCCCAUCAGCAGCAGCAGCACCAGCAACAACAACAGCAACAACAGCAGCAACAGCAUCAUCAGCAACCGCCGCAACCGCAACAGCCACAAUAUCAACAGCCCGAUGAUCAGCCUAAAGUGGUGGUACCAAAUAUUGAGGAGGAAUUGAAUUUUUUGUCUGGAGAUACAACGCCAAGGUUGCAACCGCCAAUGAACCACACAAAUCACCAAAACAAACCCCCACCUCCUCUACCCCAAAAGCCAAUGGACAAGGUAGGUGGUCCUGGAGUUGGUUUUAUGAGCAGCUACCUCAAGUUCCUUCAGGGGGAACGUGACACGUCACCACCGCCUGUCAUGAGAGGAGGUCCAGGUAGUCGAAAGCAAGCAGCAAAUACGUGGACAAGAAGGCAAACGGAAGAUGCAGCUGUAAAAUCUCAGUUGCAUUCAGGGGGGCCACCUGAUACUAAUGGGGCGGUAGCGGGGGGCACAGUGUUGCCUAAUUUAACCGGACCUCCUCCAGGAGUUACCAGGUUGACUACCAGUGGAGAUCCGCAGGACGAUCCAAGAUAUUUUCCUUUGCCCAAAGAACGGAAAAAAGGUUUUGAUAGUUCAGAUGAUGGAUUUAGUUCAGAAGAUGACUUUUUUGGCUCCAGGAAGCAUCUUCAUAUGAGAUCUUUGGAUUCUAUUAAAAGAGAAGAUUACCCUAGAGAAAGAAAAUCGCAUAGAGGAGGUAGACCAUGUAAACCUGGCGGAGCAACCGAAAGGAAAAGGUUGAAGAUGCAAGAGAAAAAAGAAAAAAAAAUGAAAGAUAAAAUUAAAGUAAAAUUAGAAGAUGUGCCUAAGCGAGAACUAACAAAGAGGGCAGUGAAAGGCAAAAAUAGUCUUACAGACAUCAUCAAAGAUGGAGAAGAGCCUGAUGAACCUCCCGAAUAUCAAGAUUCUGAAGACUCCGAUCCAGCUUGGACUCCUGCAGCUAUUGUGGAUGACGAAGACAUGCUUCCAAUGAAAAAAAAGGGACGAGGACGAAGUGGUCCAAAACACAAGAAACCAAGAAAUCUGAUAGCUGCAGCCGCCCAAGGGGCGGGCAUUAACGAUUCUGACGGUUUGGGUGUUUAUUCCAGCCCGGAGAAAAAAUUGAAAUCCAGCCAUAAGUUGAAGCCAACAGUCCCUACCUUGGAAGACAAUAUUGCCGCGUCCAUGCAAAAUAAUCUUUCCAGCGUUAAUGAUGACAAUCCGUUUAAAACAGGCGAAUUUGUUGCAAUUAAAUCUGAACUGUUUCAAGACUGGCCUGCCAUUUGGAGGGUUGAUGGUAAAACUUUGUUACAGAAGUAUGAACCAUUUGAACAAAAUGGUUUAAUGUUAUAUAGGAAUAUAUCUACGUAUACAUCAUGGACUUCAGACAGUAAAAAGCAAUAUGUGUCCGUGCCAGUAAAAUAUAAGUCUCAAAGUCAAUCAGAAACUAUAGUAGAGUUUCUAAAAAACGAAAUGACUAUAACAGAUCCGAAAUUGCAAGAACAGUGUAUGAAACAGUGCGAAAGUUAUCAGGAUAAUUUCGAAGUGUACAUUCAAACUUUGAUCUCGCAAGCUUUAGAUAGCAAUUUUCUUAUGGAAAUUUUUCAAGAGAAAGAUGAAUAUUUCCUUACAAAUGUUCGAACAAUUGACGAAAUAACUGAUAAUAAAAAGCAAAAAUUGCUUCAACUAGUCCGCUGGCCGGCAAAUUUGCAAGCUGCAGUAUGUACGUGGCCAUGUUUCAAUGUUUUACGUGAAGUCCAGCAAGCAGAUGUGCAGACACGCAUGUGUGCAGCUUGCGGGCGCAAUAACGUAGCUGUUAGGGUGAUUAUGUAUGGACAACCUUAUAACAAAACUACUUUGGAAGGUUGCCAACCAGAUCCGAAUGCCAUAAACGAGAAAGAUUUUUUUAUGUGUAGAAUAUGUGUGAGUCGAGUGGAGCUUGCGAGUAAAGUGAUUCAUCAGAAAUAUUUAAUGUAUAUAGAGUGUGCAAAGCGUGUAAGUGAAAAAAGAACCUCAGACUCUACAAAAGAUACCACUUGUAUAUUGAAUGAGCUUUUAGCUGAUGAACAUUGGUUGAAUCAGCUAUUUUUAGAAGUCCGUACUUUCUGGUCUGAAAUCGAUUGCAUAGAACACAGUUUUAAAGCAAAAUGUGUACAGUGAUUUUCUUUUUAUUUGAAACAAUUUUUAAAUCAAAAAAUAUUGUAUAUAUUUUGAACGAGAAUUUAUAUAUUAUGAUAAAAGAGCUGUAAUUUUAGGUAAAAAAAAAUAGGAACCAGUAUGCGCAUAUAAUAUUGAAAAUAUGAUUUUUUAAAUAAGCGAGGUUGGUAAAACCUAAUUUAUUUUGUGCUCCAAAAACGUGAUAUAUCUAUAUUAAAUUAUACCUUUUUUUUUUUUGUAUUGAUGAAUAUUUUUCUUUAUACAUUUUUCCCAUUGGUUAUACUUUAACAAAAAAAUGAGGAGCACGAA